Molecule: messenger RNA, 1113 nt
Organism: Fomitiporia mediterranea MF3/22
Lineage: Eukaryota; Fungi; Basidiomycota; Agaricomycetes; Hymenochaetales; Hymenochaetaceae
Product: proliferating cell nuclear antigen
Exons: 4
Coding region: 1-1113 (370 amino acids)
Biological process (GO): leading strand elongation; translesion synthesis; regulation of DNA replication
Cellular component (GO): PCNA complex
Molecular function (GO): DNA binding; DNA polymerase processivity factor activity
Source: RefSeq, a predicted model, not a curated record
AUGCUUGAAGCCAAGCUCUCCGAUGCAGUCCUGCUCAAGAAACUCCUCGAUUCUAUAAAGGAGCUUGUGACAGACGCGAAUUUUGAGUGCAACGAAGAAGGUCUCAAACUCCAGGCAAUGGACAACUCGCAUGUCGCACUCGUCGCCGUUUCCCUGAAGGCGGAUGGUUUCGUCAAGUACCGUUGCGACAGACCGAUGCCGCUGGGUGUCAACCUUGGAUCUCUCACAAAAGUGCUCAAGUGCGCAAAGGACGACGAUGUCUGCACGCUCAAGGCCUCCGAUGAUGCGGACGUACUGAAUCUUACGUACGAAGGAAGAAACAGCGAUCGGAUUGCGGAGUAUGACAUGAAGCUCAUGGACAUCGAUGCCGACAGCCUUACCAUCCCGGAUACCGAAUACGACGCGUGUGUCACCAUGCCUUCCUCCGAGUUUUCCCGCAUCGUUCGUGAUCUCGCGCAGCUUGGUGAGUCCGUAAGGAUAGAGGUCAGUAAAGAAGGUAUCCGAUUUGCUGCCGACGGAGAAGCCGCCAACGGAUCCGUACUUCUGAAGCAGACAGACGCUGCGCGACGCAAGUAUGCCAACAUGGAAAAGGAAAAGAAACCGAAGAUUGAGGACGAUGAUGAGGAUGACCAGGAAGAAGGAAGUUCGAAAAAGAAGCCGACUAAGGCUAAUGGUACGAAAGUCAAGAAGGAGCCAGGUACUGAUGACGCAGACAUGGAGGAUGUAGAGGAGGGUGACGGAGGUGAAUUCAAAGCACAAUCCGAUGACGAGGAUGAAGGUGAGGGUGAGGGUGAGGAAGAGAAGGGAGGUGAAUCCGACGAAGAGGAGGAAGGAUCGCGGAAGCGUAAGAAGUCUCAGAAGGCGACGGGAAAGGCGAAAAGGCCGAAGAAGAACACGGAUGAAGAUGGCGGCGUGGCAGGGGUCGCAAUCGACAUGUCGCAGCACGUAUCUCUUACGUUCUCGCUCAAGUAUCUUGUGAACUUUUCCAAGAGCGUGGCCCUAGCCGGAACAGUGAAACUUAUGAUGUCAAAUGAUGUGCCACUCCUCGUGUCAUACGAGUUUGGACCAGGCUAUAUUAACUAUUACCUCGCACCGAAGAUUGGAGAUGAGUAG